This is a messenger RNA of Ylistrum balloti, 1770 nucleotides long. Its product is annotated as snake venom 5'-nucleotidase-like. Gene Ontology annotation, molecular function: hydrolase activity, acting on ester bonds; nucleotide binding; metal ion binding. The transcript is spliced from 9 exons. NCBI's taxonomy places the organism in Eukaryota, Metazoa, Mollusca, Bivalvia, Pectinida, Pectinidae. The coding region runs from base 1 to 1770 and encodes 589 amino acids. Gene Ontology annotation, biological process: nucleotide catabolic process. The record is from RefSeq and is a predicted model, not a curated record.
AUGGAACUGAUGCGCCUUUCUGUGUUACGACAUAUCAUUCUCGUCUUUAUGACCAUGUGCCUUUUUCAUGGUGUUACAUGUUCGUUUAAAUUGGCUGUCAUACAUACCAAUGAUAUUCACGCACACGUGGAGGAAAUGAACAAGUACUCCUCCGAUUGUAAACAGAAGGAAAAAGAGGAGGAUCAUUGCUAUGGCGGUAUUUCCAGACGGGUUACUAAGGUGAAAGAACUGAGAGCCAAGUAUCCCCACCACGUGUUGUUGAACGCCGGAGAUAACUACCAGGGCACGUUAUGGUUCAGUCAUUACAAGGGAUUAGUAGCCGCCAAGUUUAUGAAGGAACUACACUACGAUGCUAUGGCAGUUGGUAACCACGAGUUUGAUAACGGGGUCGACGGGUUGGUGCCAUUCUUAGACAAUGUCACGUCAGUAUUUCCGGUGCUCAGUUGUAAUCUCGAUCUUUCUGAAGAACCAAAACUUAGCGAGAAAAUAGGCAGCCAUACCAUCCUGGAUGUGAGUGGACAAAGAAUAGGAGUUAUUGGCUACACCACUGAGGAAACAUCUUUCAUUUCCAAUCCAGAUAAAACCGUGAAGUUCAAGGACGUUGUCGCCUCAGUGAGGGCAGAGGUACAGGAACUAACCAAUCAAGGAGUAGAUAAAAUCAUUGGUCUUGGUCACUAUGGUUACGGGAAUGACAAGAAACUGGCGGCGGAAGUAGAGGGAUUAGAUGUGAUCGUGGGCGGUCAUACCCACACAUUCCUGUACACAGGUACUCCUCCUUCGAAUGAUGAACCAGAGGGGCCCUACCCUACGGUGAUCACAAACGAGAACGGCGAGAAGACAUUGGUAGUACAAGCGUAUUGGUCAGGCAAAUACCUCGGUUUUAUUGACGUCACAUUUGAUGACAACGGACACGUCACACAAUGGGAAGGUGCCCCGAUACUGCUGGACAGUACAGUGUCAAAAGACCCAACCACUGAGGCAGAAGUUGCAGACCUGUUGGUACCUCUGAUACGUGAGAAGAGUGUGGUGAUGGGAAAAUCUGCAGUAUACCUUGACGGAAGCAGUAAUGUGUGUCGAUUACAGGAGUGUAACAUGGGAAAUCUGAUAACUGAUGGCAUCGUGGAUUAUUUCGUCGGACGUCAGACAGACAACACAUCAUGGACAGAGGCUGCUAUAGCUAUCAUGAACUCGGGUGGAAUCAGGGCACCUAUUGAACAAGGCAAUAUUACACGUGGUGACCUAUUGACCUUGAUGCCGUUCGGAAACAGUAUUGACAUCAUUGAUAUCAAAGGGAAAUAUCUACGCCAAGCAUUGGAACACUCGGUAGAAAACUAUGAUCCUAUUGAUAAACCUGGUGCCUUACUUCAGAUGUCGGGUCUCUUCGUAAAUUAUGACCUCUCCAAGCCUAAAGGUCACCGAGUCGUGUCAGUGGAUGCGAGAUGUAGGAAGUGUAUGGUUCCAGCAUACAGUCCACUGGAGGACACUGAAGUAUACAGAAUCGCAACUCUUAAUUUCGUCAUCAAAGGCGGGGAUGGUUACUCCGUUCUUCGGGACCAUCACGACAAGUGGUACCAAUACAAUAUACUGGACAUUGAAGUAAUUUCACAGUACUUGAAGAAGUACAACCCAGUAACGAUUGGUCUUGAAAGACGUUUCCAGUUCACAAAUUCUACAUACGUGACACACACUGUAUGUUCAGCUGGUAUGAUUAACCACAUGACCAUCAGCCCACUGAUGUUAUUUGUGCUUAUCUUGUUUGUCAUUCUCUGA